Molecule: messenger RNA, 2392 nt
Organism: Verruconis gallopava
Lineage: Eukaryota; Fungi; Ascomycota; Dothideomycetes; Venturiales; Sympoventuriaceae
Exons: 1
Coding region: 131-1462 (443 amino acids)
Biological process (GO): nucleolar large rRNA transcription by RNA polymerase I; transcription initiation at RNA polymerase I promoter
Cellular component (GO): RNA polymerase I core factor complex
Molecular function (GO): RNA polymerase I core promoter sequence-specific DNA binding; TBP-class protein binding; RNA polymerase I general transcription initiation factor activity
Source: RefSeq, a predicted model, not a curated record
CUAAGCCAAGUAAAGCUCAAGUUUGAGUUUGCUGGUCAACUCCGUCUCGUACCGGGAAGACCUUCCGGCCUCCCUUCCUCCGUGCGAGCCACAAAUCCGUGGUCGAGUAAACCUGCGCGAGGCCUGAGAUAUGCCAGCGCCGCAUGUGUUCGCAUUGCCGCAUUCUCGGCUCGAUGACCAGACUCGCCCCGGUGCUACAGUGCGCAGACCACAGCACGCUCGGUCCCGAAGACCUCGUCGGCAGGUCUGCACGGAAGACGAAGGCGUUGAUGACGAUGACGAGGAGGACAACAAGCGUGAUGACAGCGUCGCCACCCUCUCUCCCGCUGCCAAACUGAACAAACUUUCGCGUGAUACCGUAGCAUUCACGUCACUUACUGCUCGGGAGCACGCACAGCUGCGAGCGGCAGGUCUACGACCUGGGCAGGACGUCCCACCAUUUCCAUUUCCUCACAAACGGCUGUCUAAUCGAGGCUAUAUCUUGCGUGACGUAAAGAAGGAACUUGGAGACCUAAAGCCGCCGCUUGCCCAUCUGGAUCGGAACUAUUACGAGCCUCAGCCGUACAAGACCAACAGAGAACGCACCACCUUGCGCGAGCAACAUGUCGCUGUGCUUACCACGUUGCUGCAUCAAACCCUGCAGAAGGGCGACUACAAACGCGCCAGUAGAGCAUGGGCUCUACUCCUUCGCAGCGGCUAUCUUGCCCGUGACACAAGAAACAGGCAAGGCGUUGCUGGCAUGGAUCUUCGCGCCCAUGGCCGAUGGGGUAUCGGUGCAGAGCUGCUUAUGCGAAUCCCCCGACCAGCCACGGAAAACGCAGGCGUUACUACCAAUGCUGGCUCUGACAGCCCGUGUGAUUAUUCUGAGGACGGCUUUCGACUCGCGAGGCAGUACUACGAACGCCUCAUUGUCCAAUACCCACUGAGCAGUGGUCGCAAGGGCGCACAGGCGAACACCUUCUACGCUGCUAUGUUCAGCAUGUGGAUCUAUGAGGUCAAUAGGCGUUACCAUGCCGAUCAGAAUUCUCAAAGAAGAUCCAGUCCACCGAGCACCACAAAUUCGAGUCGACGUCGUAGCGACUCUGGCUCAUCGACACCCACUUCUCAAGCAGAUGGUGAGAGUGAGAGCGUGCUGCUCCACGACGUGGAAUCGAUUGCAAAACGCAUGAACGAGGUCAUCGAAGUGCCGCCAUACGACAAGGAUGCCGAACUUUUGCACAUGCGUGCUAUGGUUGAGCUGUGGAUCGCAGACCUGGCCAACUUUUCUGGCAACAAACGAAUAGAAGCCAUGGCCAAAGCAGCUUCCUUCUUCGCUCGCGCUGAGCAGAAUGGACUUGAAUUGGAGGAAGAAGCGAGGCGAAUAGUGGCGAGCUAUUACAAAGACAAUGAAGAGGAUGAGGAAGUAGUCAUGGAGGCGGAUAAUGACGAAGAUAGGCCACAUUCGGAUUCUUCUCAGUAUUGAAGAAAUGUUGUCUUCACCAAAUACUAUGCCUGUGCCGAUUCUAUUUGCAACUACGGAUUGAGAACAACCAGUUGGCCCAAUUCACCGCCGCGCUUAUGUGCGAGAUCGAACGCUUCCUUCCAUUCUUCCAGGCCGUAUUUUCCGACGACCUUGACGAGGUCUUUGAUAUUCAGGAUUCCGAAAUUCAACAUUUGCAGAAGCGCAAAUAUGUCGUCUCGAGUGUACAUCCACUUUCCUUUCAGAGUGAUGUCAAAUCUCAUAAUAUAACGGUGGGGAACCGGUAAAUCGUCCAACAGUCCACCCAUAAGACUCACCCGUCCACCGUGGCGAAGCGCCAGCAUGGCGGACUUGAAAUGUGUCGACUUCUGUGCAGCCGCUGGAGAGAUGUCAAAGAAUGCGUCGAUACGACCGUGCUUCCUGAGAGCAGCGACUUCGUCCUCAACGUUGCCAGUAAUGGCUACGACAGCCACCUGUUCCGGAUUUAGGCUCUUGACCCUAUCCAGCUUGCUCGUGUUCCUGCCCAUAGCGAUGACUUUCGCACCCAUUGCAAGUGCCACAAUCACAGCUGCACUACCGAAACCACCCGUAGCUGGCGCAAUAAUAACAGUCUCACCCGCCUGUAAGCCAAUGCUUCUCAAGCCGCCGUACGGAACAAUGCCUUGCAAAAUCCAACCUAGCUCGUCGAUCUCAUAACAUAGACCUCCCUGCUCUUUUGGGCCGCAUAGUCGCUUUUCGUCCAAGACGAAACAGUUUUCAAGAGGCACCUUAGCGUACUUUGCAAAAGUCCCAUCCCUCCACUCGCCGUGCAUGAGCUUUCUGCUGCCCUCGGUGCCUCCCUCCGUAAGCCCGAGCAGAAACAAAGCUUCAUUAUCGUCUCGGCCUCUGAUCAAGCAAUCUAUAAACACGAGGUCGCCCUCCUUGAGCUUGACA